AUGCAGGCCGGCCAGGCCAUCCUGGGAGCUGAAGACCUGAAAGAAAGGCUUCUCCAGACUUUCUUGAGUCUGAGGGCUAAUGAAGAUGCCCACAGAGAGGCCGAGAUCCCCCCCGGAUUCCAGCGCAGCUUCUCGGCCUGCCCCCUUACCCUCUCAGCUUCUCGCAGGGAAGGGUCUGAACGCCCCUCGGAGGAGGCCCUCACCCUGCACGCCGUCUCUGACCGGAACAGCCUGGCGUGGCCCCUCCAGGCCCAGUGGAGUCGGGAUCCUGAGGAGCCACCCAGCGCCAGCUCGCCACAAGCACAAGCCCUCUUCCGCCUGGACCGCUCCCUGAGCGCUCUCGAGGGCGGCCGCCAAGGGGAGGCCAGAGCAGUGUCGUCCCGGUACAAGACCGAGCUGUGCCGCACCUUUGAAGAGAGCGGCACCUGCAAGUACGGCGCCAAGUGCCAGUUUGCGCACGGCAGCGAGGAGCUGCGGGGGCUCAGCCGGCAUCCCAAGUACAAGACCGAGCCCUGCCGCACCUUCCACACCUCCGGCUUCUGCCCCUACGGGGCUCGCUGCCACUUCAUCCACAACGACGAGGAGCGCCGCCCGCUGCCCAGGAGCGCCCAGCGUGCCAGCCACAGCCUCGGCUCCGGGGGCUUUGCUGCGGGACCCCUGGCUGCAGCGUCCCCCCCUCCACCGGCCCCUUCAAGCCCCCGUCUACUCCAAAUCUUCUUUCCCGGAGAUGUCCUGAACUCCCAGGCAACCCCCGGUGGCUCCCUCAGCACCCCUAGAUCCAGCCGAAGGCCUCUGGUGACACCUGGCCCUUUUGCUUUCCCCAGCCUCUCGGCGCUUCAGAAGAGCUGCUCUGCUGAUUCCCUCUCCGACCAAGAAGAUUCUGGAAGCUCGGUAGGAAGCAGCGGCUCCGAAUCCCCCGGCGUAGGGCCCCCGGGACGCAGGCUCCCCAUCUUCAGCCAGCUCUCCGUCUCCGAUGACUGACGGGGCUCCUGGAGGCGGUUGGGGAGAGGG
Messenger RNA from Pogona vitticeps (central bearded dragon), 1011 nucleotides. NCBI's taxonomy places the organism in Eukaryota, Metazoa, Chordata, Lepidosauria, Squamata, Agamidae. The record is from RefSeq and is a predicted model, not a curated record.